Molecule: messenger RNA, 1734 nt
Organism: Seminavis robusta
Lineage: Eukaryota; Bacillariophyta; Bacillariophyceae; Naviculales; Naviculaceae
Source: the annotation of a GenBank genome assembly
GGACUUGUUUCAGGACGGUUUGUGACGGGUAACAUUGCCAAUUCGAGAUGCACGACUGGAUCAUUGGUGUCUCCUUCCACAUUUUUUGCUCUUCAACGGUCCUCAGGAAGGUACCGGUGGGAAACACACACCAAAAAUGUUCCCACUCCUCCAUCUUGGCCACAGUACAGUACUUGCUGUCGGAUUGAAAACGAAGAAACGAUGAAGCUCUCUACCUUAGCUGCCCUUUUCUUGUUGCAUCUAUCGUCCGUUCGUGGACAAACAUGUGAAGACUUUGCCCCUCCCGCCGAGAUUCAUGGUCGCAAGUUCUUCAGUUCCUAUUCCGGUGACUACCUUGCCAUCAAGGGUAUUAGCUACUAUCCUCGUCCCAAUGAAGGUGACCUUACAGUGACCAACUCGAUUGACUUUUUCACCGAAGAGUACCGAUCCAUCUGGGAACGAGAUAUCGAGGAAUUCAAGGACCUGGGAGUCAAUGCUAUCCGCAUUUAUGCAGUUGAUCCAGGCAAGAACCAUGAUGGCUUUAUGUGCGCUCUCAAAGCAGCAGGAAUCUAUGUCAUUGUGGGCCUGGCUGCAGAAUGCUUCAACUGUGCCAUUACUUCCGAUGCUCCUCCUUUGUGUUACCCAGCCGAGUUGAAGAGGCGGGGAGAAUUCAUCAUCCAGCAGUUUGCCAAGUACGAGAAUGUCUUGGCAUUUAGUGCUGGAAACGAAGUGUCUCUCCACCGAACUAGUCACUCGACGGAAAAUGCUCCCUGUCAGAAGAAGUUUAUCAGGGACAUGAGAGCCUAUGUCCAACGCUGUUCCGACUCGAUGCGAAAAAUACCAAUUGGAGUCAUCAAGGCAGAUGUGGAGCGAGAGAACAAGGCUCUAUACUAUAACUGCCGUUCCGACCCUGAUGACGAGCUAGAGAAUGCUGAUUUCAUUGGCAUCAACUCAUACCUCCACUGCGAUGGCGCAGCCACUGGUAUUGAUGAGCUGGUGGGGUACAGCAAACUCUUGGAGGACUAUGAAUCCUUUGGAAUGACAGUGCCAGUCCUAUGGACAGAGUUUGGUUGCCUCAAUGAGUCCUUUGAGGAAGUGGAAGGGUACGAAACCCAACGCAACUUUCUUCAAGUGGAGGCAUUGUACUCCAAGACUUAUCGAGAAGAGUUUGCCGGUGGCUUUGUCUUUGAGUAUUCCACGGAAAAGUCCAUGGCUCAAGAUGAGAGCCCCUAUCCCUUUGACACAUUUGGGCCCGACAACUGGGGUGUUGGUCAUUUCGAACCAGAAAACUGUGAUGAUGUUACGACACCUUGUGAGUACGAGCGGUUCCCCGAGUGGUACAACUUGGCGGAAAAGUACGCUGCGGUGGAUACGUCGGAUGAGCCGAACAAGUUGUUCUACGAACGAGAAUGGAAUGAUCCGGUGCCACCAACUUGUCCCGAUGAAUUCCCACCGUUGGAUUCGUUUGCUUGGCCCAGUGAGCUUGUUCCGCAGCUGCCACAGGAAUGCCCUGUAGAGAUGCCAGUCUUCUGUGCGGGUGUGCCACUGGAGUGCAACGUUGUGACGUUGCCGCCAGUUUCGUCUGCGCCAGUUUCUUGCCGAUGGAUCGUAACAUUGACACUUGGAACAGCCAUUGGGCAAGCACUGUUGGCCCUACUCGUGUGAAUGCAAGUGUGGUCGAGCUACGAUCCCCCCAAGCACAUAGUCAAUGCAUAGAUGAUACACAUAAAAUAAUUGAUGAACAGACAGUUUUGU